ACAGAAGUUAUUGAAAUUGAGAAAGGUGGUUAUGAUUCAGUGUUUAGCUCAAGGACACUUUGACAGGGCAUAUGGUUGUUGGAGGAUUAAAAGCAGAGACCUUGUGGUUGAUUUAGCCUCUGUGGGCAACGGCCAAUAUUUCUGUGGUUUCCGUGUGGGCAGUGCAGAAUGGAUUUCUGGGCAACGGGACAUCUGGGCCAAUCGGUUAUUGUUAACUCUUAAGAACUUGAGACACGAGGAUGGCGUUAAAGUUGAAAGAAGACGUACGCGACCGGAGUAUUUCACAAGUAGUCAUGCAGUCCAUUCAACCACACUCAGAGAGUAGCUGAUGGGCUCUGAGAUUGCAUUUUUGGCCUUUAGGAUUUUUCCAAAUGCGUUCCACCUUAUUUUUAUAUAGUGACUUGACCUGCAUGCAACAAAAGCCUGCUCACACGUGAUUGGUCAAUACCACUCGGACUACUAACGGAAACCAUAACAGCUCCCAUCUGAAUAUCUUGUUCCGUUCCCUACCGAUACUGCAUUCAUAUGCAGAUCUCUGUUUGUCGAGAUCAGUUCAGGCCAAUGCCUCCAAAAACAUCGCAGCCAUGUUGCAACGCGACGAUUUGAUCCCGUGCUGGGAUCAAAUAUGCGCAUCAUAUGAUUCAUAUUCUGGUUUGCUAUGCACAUUCAGCCGCCUAAGUGCAAUUACAUUUCAAAUGUAUUGACAGCUUGUUUUUCAAAUGAAAAUGAUACAGCCAGAGUGUCUGUCUUCAGUGUGUCUUGUGGGCGUUGGAGUGUUUCGACAGCUGUGGAUAAUUAGCUAUUCUAGCAUAAGUGCUGUUAUGAUUGUUGUGAUAUCUAUUACCUCUCUGGCUCAUUGUCGCUCUGGGCUGGGUGUUUGGAAGAUUUAUUUUAAACUCGAUUGAAUUAAACAUGCAUGCGUCGACAAAAGCUAUAUUGUUGCCAUAUAAAACACAUUUCAGCCAUCGCGCUAUUUGACGGCCACUGAGGGAGACGCCGUGACAGCGGCUGACAUGUGAGACAUUCCUUAUUAUGAAGACUUGGCUGCAGCACCAGGUGAAAUAUGCUCUGCCAUACUGGAAAAUGUAGAUUAAUUAUGCAGCUAUCUCCAUCCAUAAUUCAGUAGCCUAGGCUGCUUUUUAACGGCAGCUUGGACGAUGCCCAAAAAACUAAGUUAUUACUGCAUAUUAUGAUUUAUGAAACUUUGAUUAUUGAGAUUAUCUUCAAAAGUCUGAUGGAUUUACCUGUCUGCCUUUUUCACACUGCAUUGCCCAUGUUGUGCUUUCUUGAGCAGGUGAUUGUAUCUGCCCGUUGUGAAAAGUGUGUUCUAAUGACAGGUAUUUGUUUUAGAGAGUUAGUCAAAUGGAUGUUCUUGUUCUGAAAGAGGACACUAACCAAAUGGGUAGCUGGAAGUGUUUUUCUUGCAGGGUGCUUGUUGAGGUCGGAUCCGUCUAGUCUUACCUGUUAUGGCCGCAGGUUAUCAGACCUUUGGCACCUGCCCGGCUAGCCUUCCUGCUUCAUGUGAAACUGACCUGGCUGUGUUCUGCCGGUGUUUACUGCUGACUCAUCAGUAAUGAGUUAAGGAGGUGACUACGCCUCUACUGCAUCAGAGAUGCAUAACUGAGGCAUUGAUCUCAUCAGAAAUGAAUUAGCGUUAAAGUGGUCUGCUGAGAAGGCCAUCAUAGACCUGCUCAGAAAGGUAGAGUCCAGAGGGGUUAAAAGCUGGAGGUAAAGGGUCAAGUGUGAAGGAGUACAGUAAGUAACAAAGCAAGAACAGAAUUAAGCAAUAUGGUAAAUACAAACUAUACAAUUUAAAAGGAAGAAAAACGAAAUGGGGAAAGAUAAAUGCAUUGUGACAGAGAAUGGAAAGCAGGACAUACAGGUACCAAUGGGCAGCGCCCUUCACUACCUUAUAACCUGGUAUGAUCCGUAAUCAUUUCCUUACAAUCACUCACUAUCUUGAUUGACCCCGGUGUCAUUUGCAGUGUGGAGUUCUGUGAUUAUGAAUUAUAGCUAUAGGUCCAGAGGUAAUAGACAGAGAGAUGAGGGAUAGGUUGCUUAUUAUCAUUUAGCUUGGACAGACUUUGACCUUUGCUCUCUGCCAUGUUCAGACACUUUGUGAUCUGGCACUAGACUGAGAUUGGAGUUUUUAACAGGGUUUGAGCUUUUAAAAUCUCAAGCAGGUUUAUUUUGCAAUGGCAGAAUGUCAACUACACUAUAAACUGAAUGUUUACCUAAAUGCAACAACCAAAGAAAUGUAAUUACUAAUAAGUAACUGUAAAGUGGCACUCCUGCAAGGCGCUUCCUGUAAACAUACACACGUUAAUGUGUCUUUCACAGGAAAAUGGGAGCCUGAUGUGUCAGCACUCAGCAGUGAUAAAAGCUAUCCCGGAUCGUUUUACAAUUCCUCGCCUUCUUUAGAACAAACGCUUGAGUGGAAUAUAAUGAUAUUUGGGUUAUUGAUGAGUAGAGCGACUGACCCAUCUGUUGCAGGAUUGUGGUGCUGCAGAAAUAGGGUUUCAGGACUGUGGAAAUUCAAUCCGCUAAACCCUGCCAGUGUUUAUUCGUUUCUAAUUUAUUUAUGCAAUUAGCCCGUUGUUGUUUUAACUUGCAGCCUCACUCACAGACACACACACAAUGCACAGAUUCCAAGAAAUGAAACAACCAAAUUAUCCCACACAAAUAAGAAUGACUAUGAUCCCAUAAUACAGAUCAGUGCAUAACAAUGUAGCAGUGCAUUCACACUUGUGUAGAUAGUACUAUCGGAAUAAGGAGAGUACUUUGUGAAUCACAUGGCGUUACAGAUAACAUUCUAUAUCGCAUUACUGGAGACAGUUUGAAACGAACUGUAUCUGCGUCCAUGCAAACUAAUGAGACAGAUAUGAAGAGCAGAGACCUGUGGCGGGGGAACACUUGUGUUGCACAGGCAGCACAGUGGAGCCGAAGCGACAUGCAGUGAUCUCCCGGUGGAUGGUUCCCGCCUCAGGGAUGUCAUCUGACCCAUGAGCCUGACCACCAGACCUUUACGGCGCUAUCGGGCUUCUGGCCCUUUAAAAGCGGAGCCCCGGCGAUGCCCCUCCGCAGCGCUGAAGGAGCUCCAUGCGGCUUCUUCUGGUCGUCUGCACGGGCACUUGUGAGCCGCUCGGCAUCGCAUUGGAGGCAGGGGAUCGUUCAAAUCGCGCCCGAUGAAGACUUCCCGCGUGCGGCAGGACCUGCUUGCUCGUCCGGCGGUUACCGCAAGGCAGAUGAUGAGAUGUCCGGGACCACUUCCCAGGCGGAUCCGGUGGACGCCACCGCGCGGGCGGUGCUGCUCAACCGGCCACAGAACACCAAGUUCUGCGACAACCAUGUCAGUACGACCAAGUAUGGGAUUCUCACCUUCCUGCCUCGGUUCUUGUAUGAGCAGAUCAGGCGGGCUGCCAACGCCUUCUUCCUGUUCAUCGCACUCAUGCAGCAAAUCCCUGAUGUAUCGCCGACCGGUCGCUACACCACACUGGUCCCACUCAUCUUCAUCCUCACGGUGGCCGGUAUCAAAGAGAUCAUAGAGGACUAUCAAAGACACAAAGCAGACAACACUGUGAACAACAAGAAGACAACAGUGUUGCGGAGUGGAGCCUGGCAGACGAUCAUAUGGAAACAGGUGGCAGUAGGAGACAUAGUGAAGGUGACCAAUGGCCAGCACCUUCCGGCUGACAUGGUUAUUGUGUCCUCCAGCGAGCCUCAGGCCAUGUGUUACACUGAGACCUCAAACCUGGAUGGAGAAACCAACCUGAAGAUCAGACAGGGUCUCUCGGUCACGGCUGCCUUUCAGACUCUGGAGGAUUUGGUUGCGCUGUCUGGCCGUUUGGAGUGUGAAGAACCCAACAGACACCUGUAUGACUUCACCGGCACACUGCGGCUGGAGAACCAGAAUCCGGUACCCCUGGGCCCAGACCAGGUCUUGCUGCGCGGCGCUCAGCUCAGAAACACGCAGUGGGUUGUGGGAAUUAUUGUCUACACUGGCCAUGACUCCAAACUGAUGCAGAAUUCCACCAAGGCACCACUGAAGCGCUCGAAUGUGGAGCGGGUGACCAACAUGCAGAUCCUGGUCUUGUUUGGCAUCCUGCUGGUCAUGGCCCUGAUCAGCUCUGUGGGUGCAGCCAUCUGGAACGACAAACACACUGAAGAGUCCUGCUGGUACCUGUCCAGGGUUGGUGACAUCUCCACUAACUUUGCAUAUAACCUGCUGACGUUCAUCAUCCUGUACAACAACCUGAUCCCCAUCAGCCUGCUGGUCACUCUGGAGGUGGUCAAGUUCACACAGGCCCUCUUCAUCAACUGGGACAUGGAGAUGUACUACUCAGAGACAGACACGCCGGCCAUGGCUCGCACGUCCAAUCUUAAUGAAGAACUGGGCCAGGUGAAGUAUCUCUUUUCCGACAAGACCGGAACUCUGACCUGUAACAUCAUGAACUUCAAGAAGUGUACAAUUGCGGGAAUUACAUAUGGCCACUUCCCUGAUCUCGACUGUGAUCGUUCAAUGGAUGACUUCAGCAAUCUGCCGUCCAGCAGCAAUAACUCUACAGAGUUUGACGACCCAACUCUCAACCAAAACAUCGAGAAUCAUCCUACAUCACCUCAGAUCUGUGAAUUCCUGACAAUGAUGGCAGUGUGCCACACGGUGGUCCCAGAGAGAGAGGAGGACCAGAUCAUUUACCAGUCCUCUUCUCCAGAUGAAGGAGCGCUGGUCAAAGGGGCCAAAGGGCUGGGGUUUGUCUUCACGGCCAGAACCCCGCAUUCAGUCAUAAUUGAAGCUAGAGGAAAAGAGAUGAGCUAUGAGCUUCUAAAUGUGCUGGAGUUUUCCAGUAACCGCAAGCGCAUGUCUGUGGUGGUCCGAACCCCCAAUGGGAAGCUACGGCUGUACUGCAAAGGAGCGGAUAAUGUCAUUUUUGAGCGUCUGACUGAGACGUCCCAGUACAAAGAAUUAACUAUUGCUCAUCUGGAACAGUUUGCGACUGAAGGACUGAGGACUCUGUGCUUUGCCUAUGUGGACCUGGAGGAAGACGCCUACCAGGAGUGGCUAAAGGAAUACAAUCGAGUCAGCACUGUGCUCAAAGACCGCGCUCAGAAACUAGAGGAGUGUUAUGAACUACUUGAAAAGAACUUACUUCUGUUGGGCGCCACGGCCAUCGAGGACCGCCUGCAGGCCGGCGUGCCAGAAACCAUCGCCACUCUGAUGAAGGCCGGCAUCAAGAUCUGGGUCCUCACUGGAGACAAGCAGGAGACUGCCAUCAACAUAGGUUACUCCUGUCGUCUGGUGACACACGGCAUGUCCCUCAUCAUUGUCAACGAGGACUCUCUGGAUGCUACCCGUGCCACGCUGACCGCUCACUGUUCAUCCCUGGGCGACUCUCUGAGGAAGGAAAAUGAGCUGGCGCUGAUCAUCGAUGGUCAGACGCUGAAGUAUGCGCUGUCCUUUGAGCUCCGCCAGGCCUUCCUGGACUUGGCGUUGUCCUGCAAGGCUGUCAUCUGCUGCCGAGUUUCUCCGCUGCAGAAGUCUGAGAUUGUGGAUAUGGUGAAGAAACACGUGAAGGCCAUCACGCUGGCGAUCGGCGACGGUGCAAACGAUGUGGGCAUGAUUCAGACGGCGCACGUUGGAGUGGGGAUCAGCGGCAACGAGGGCAUGCAGGCCACCAACUCUUCUGACUACUCCAUAGCACAGUUCUGCUACUUAGAGAAGCUGCUAUUGGUCCACGGGGCAUGGAGCUACAACCGUGUCACAAAGUGCAUCCUCUACUGUUUCUAUAAGAACGUGGUCCUCUACAUUAUAGAGCUCUGGUUCGCCUUUGUGAACGGGUUCUCUGGCCAGAUCCUUUUUGAGCGCUGGUGUAUCGGCCUCUACAACGUGAUAUUUACUGCACUGCCUCCGUUCACUCUGGGGAUAUUUGAUCGGCCGUGCAGCCAGCAGAACAUGCUCCGUUUCCCACAGCUCUACCGAAUCACCCAGAAUGCAGAGGGAUUCAACACCAAGGUGUUUUGGGGUACCUGUAUCAAUGCACUGAUUCACUCAGUUAUUCUCUUUUGGUUUCCACUCAAAAUGUUAGAGCACGACUCUCCCUUCAGUGACGGUCAGGGAAAUGACUACUUGUUUGUUGGGAAUAUGGUCUACACAUAUGUGGUUGUUACAGUAUGUCUGAAAGCUGGAAUGGAGACCACAGCUUGGACCAGGUUUUCCCACCUGGCGGUAUGGGGGAGCAUAGCGCUCUGGAUGGUCUUCUUCGCUGUCUACUCUGCAAUCUGGCCCACCAUCCCCAUCGCCCCCGACAUGCUGGGCCAGGCUGGCAAGGUGAUGCAGUGCUGGUACUUCUGGCUGGGCCUGGUCCUGGUGCCCACCGCGUGUUUAGUCAAAGACUUCGCUUGGACCACCACACGUCGCACUGUGAGGAAGUCUCUCCUCGAGGAGGUGCAGGAGUUGGAGGCUCGGGCGGUAGACCCAGGGGCAGCUGUACUUAGGGAUGCCAGCGGCCGCAGUCUAAACGAACGGGCCCAUCUGCUGACAAGAGUCUUUAAGAAAACGUCUUCAAGCGUCGGACGCUCCAACUCGGUGCAGCAGACUGUGUCACAUGGCUACGCCUUCUCUCAAGAGGAGCACGGCGUCGUGUCUCAGGCCGAGGUCGUGCGCUCCUACGACACCACGCGCGAACGCCCCAGCCUCUAGCGCUCCCCCUGACCAAGGCUGUGGCUCACCGUAGCAACGGUUAUCAAGGAGGGUGUCACGGUCAGGCGUGGAGGCCGAAGAGGAGGGACCAGGCCGAAAAUAUUCUUCAAACUCGUAUAAGCUGCACAGACAUUAACAAUCAUAUCCGCGCACAGACAUGACAAGUCAAGCUCAGAGACUGCUGCUCAUAUCUGUAUACCCCACAGACUGGGUUUGCUUCAUGCCACUGUGUGUUUAUCUGUGUGUGUGUGUGUGUGUGUGUGUGUGUGUGUGCAUUCCAGUGCGUCUGUAUCUGCCUGUGCAUGUACUUCUGCACGCAUUGGCGCUCCUGUAUUCGUGUGCAUGUGUGUCGGCCCGCGUGUGUUUGCUCCCACGCUUCUCUCUCGUGAAGGAGUCUUAGCUCGUCCGUCAUCACAUGCCGACGCGGGACGGGAAGACGACGUCAAAAUAAACACGCGCAAUGUACACGCACUGCUGAAUUCCUUCAGAAAAGGGAAGGAGCGAAGGAAGCAAAGACCGAGGACCGCCGGAGCCCCGAACCCCAGCUAACCUGUCCCAUCGCAACAUCAAGCCUCACUGCCAAACACCAGAGAGACGCCACUGAGGCAGAACGCUGAUGCCAAACUGGACCCCCCCCCCCACCCCUCCCCCACACGCCCUCUUGCUUAUCUCCCCUUGCGCCUUCAUCUCUUCCUUCCGAUCGCUCCGUCUUCUCGCCGCUCUGCGGCCUCCACGUCUCUCCUCUAGCACGUCUCCUCGUCUCGGCCGGUUUUUAAAGAUCCACUUUGUUUCCAGUUGUUUCCGACCGCUCCUGUGAUUCCUGUCAAGAGCUUCGGCAGCUGACGCCGAAGCAGCGAGCCUGGCAUUAGAGCUUCCUCCAUCCGUUUUCUUGGAUUUCCAUUCCUUACAGGACUGUUUCGUUCUUUUUUUAAUAUUAAAGUUAACGAAUGUGUUUAUAUAUA
Molecule: messenger RNA, 7659 nt
Organism: Pseudoliparis swirei
Lineage: Eukaryota; Metazoa; Chordata; Actinopteri; Perciformes; Liparidae
Gene: atp8a2
Product: ATPase phospholipid transporting 8A2
Exons: 37
Coding region: 3071-6697 (1208 amino acids)
Biological process (GO): neuron development; phospholipid translocation
Cellular component (GO): plasma membrane
Molecular function (GO): ATPase-coupled intramembrane lipid carrier activity; magnesium ion binding; ATP hydrolysis activity
Source: RefSeq, a predicted model, not a curated record